AUGGCUGCUGCUGCUGCUGCUAUGAUAUUGGUGGACCUAUUAGAAAUGGUAGAAGAAGAGGAGAUAAUGAGAGAAACUGCUAUGAUAAUGAAAACGUUGAGAAGUACUAUACAUCCUUUCGACUUGACAGAUGAGCAAUUUGUAAAAGUCUUUCGCUUGUCAAAAGAAGCAGUGCAUUAUUUAUGUGAUGCUCUUCAAGAAACCCUGCAGCGUAGACGAAGAACAGGAUUAAGUGUAGAAACUCAGUUUUUUGCUACCGGUUCCUAUCAGAAAUGUGUUGGAAAUGAUUAUUUGACGUCAGUGUCACAACCUGCUGUUAGUCGAGCAAUUAAAGCAGUUGCAGUUAGUAUUACUGAAUUACUUACUCAUCAAUGGAUUCAGUUCCCAAGAACCGAGGAAAAACGAACAGCUUCAAAAAGACGCUUUCAAGAAGCAAGACAGUUUAAAGGAGUUAUAGGCUGUAUCGAUUGUACUCACGUUGCUAUUGUGAAACCGAGUAUUCAUGAGGAAGUGUAUUCAAAUCAUAAGGGUUUUCAUUCCAUCAAUGUGCAAGCGGUGUCCUCGCAUGAUUUAGAAAUAUUGAGUUUAAAUGCCAGAUUCCCGGGAACAGUACAUGAUAGUUUUAUAUGGAGACAUUCAGCUGUGAGAAACGAAAUGAUACGCGAUUCAGGAUAUGGUCUCGAACCGUGGCUUAUGACACCCAUAACACCCAUAAUGCACCCGAAGGAAGCGCAGAAGCACGAUAUACACUAUGUCACACCGCAACCAGAAAUUGUGUGA
Vollenhovia emeryi is the source of this 780-nucleotide messenger RNA. RefSeq names its product putative nuclease HARBI1. The transcript has 5 exons. The record is from RefSeq and is a predicted model, not a curated record. Lineage: Eukaryota; Metazoa; Arthropoda; Insecta; Hymenoptera; Formicidae. The coding region runs from base 1 to 780 and encodes 259 amino acids.